Sabethes cyaneus is the source of this 5672-nucleotide messenger RNA. RefSeq lists its product as uncharacterized. The transcript is spliced from 9 exons. Gene Ontology annotation, biological process: termination of RNA polymerase II transcription. Gene Ontology annotation, cellular component: nuclear body. The record is from RefSeq and is a predicted model, not a curated record. The coding region runs from base 103 to 5403 and encodes 1766 amino acids. NCBI's taxonomy places the organism in Eukaryota, Metazoa, Arthropoda, Insecta, Diptera, Culicidae. Gene Ontology annotation, molecular function: helicase activity; protein binding; transcription termination site sequence-specific DNA binding.
AAAUAAUUUUGGUAAUUUUGUAUUGUACGUGGACUUUCUCGCAGGAGCUGCAGUACAUUUCUGUUUUGUUUUGUCAGCAGUUCAAGUGUAAUAAUUUUUGUGAUGGAAUAUAGAGAAACUACUCGAUGGUACCUUAAGCGACUCUAUCAGAAUGAACACAAGAUUAUAAACAUUGGUGCUACAACGGAUAUUAGCAGAUCCUUAACCUCGGUUAUCACUCUCAACAGGCAAUCGUUUCAACAUGUAUCCAAGCGGCACUGCACCAUAUCUUGUGUUAAUGGAUUGGCCACCAUAAAAGACGAAACGUCCACAUGCGGCACCUUUGUUAAUGAUGUGAAGCUUUCCAAAGAGACGCCAGGGUCCGUCGUUUUGGCUGAAGGAGAUCGGAUUGGAGUCGGUUCACCAUGCUUCCAAGAUCCAUCAUUUUAUGAAAAAAACGAGCAUGUACUGCUUUACAUCGUAUGCAAGGACCGAAAUCGUAUAAUUAGAGAAGGCGAUGUGGACACCAUUUUAUCUAGCGAUGACGAAGGUAACGUUACUCCAAAUUUGCAAACAGUUCCACAAGAGAAAAUGCCCGAAGUCCCCGAGAAAAAUGAUAAACAAUAUCGCAUUCUUGGUAAUAUUGAUCUUUCUUCCGACGUUGAGGAAGAAGACGUGAUUUGCCUGAAUUAUGAAGAUAAUGUUACACGACUAGAUCAAGCAAUUAUGGCACAAACCGAAAAGAAAGCCAGAGAACAACAGGAAAUGGAAUGGAGAAUGCAACGGUUAAAACAAAUUGAACAAAAGAAUAACCUGAACCAGGCAAUAAGUGAACUAAAAUUAGAAGAAGACUCAACUGAUUCACAAAAGACUGAACAAGCACGUAGGGAAGAUGAGCAAGGAGAGCAGAAACGCAAAGAGAAAGAAGAUCUUGAGCACGCAUUAGCUAAGCAAACAGAAAAAAAUCGGAAAAUGGAAACUACUCGAUUUGAACGAUCGUCCGGAGAGGAUAAAGUGCAAAUGCUUAAUCAGCAGCAAGAAAAUAAACCAAAGGAAGUAGAUCAACGAAAUACAAAUGAAAUACGCAAAGAGAUACACGUCCGAAAUGAAAAUGAAAAACAGCCGGAGGAAAAAAAGAAGCAUUCCAACAAACACUACACUAAACACUCCAGUACAAGCCGCAAAGAGUCUGCUGAUAAUGGCUCAACAAAAAAUAAAGAGAAGGACAAAAAUAAAUACAAGCACAAUGAAAAAGAGCACAAGAAAAAAUCCAGACACAAAAGCAAAGAUAGACAUACUAGUGAACACCGAAGGCAUUCUUCAAAAUCUAGUGACAAUACAGGUCACCGGGAACAGAAUAACCAUCAUGGGAACAGGUGUACGGAUGAAAAACUCACUUCAAAAGAGCCGGAGUUGCCUUUUUGUGUAGAUCAAAUUGAAGAACUGUUUAAAGAUUCGCUUGCACUUCCUUCAGACGCAAUAGAAACAAUUUCAGUGCAUGACAGUGAAUCUGACAGUGAUAACGAAUUCAGCGAGCAAAAAUUCUCUCAGAGCUACUAUCGUCAAAUCAAGCAAGAGGCUUUGGAAGUAGACUUGCCGGAUGAUAAUGAACCAGACAUUCACGAUGAGGCAGUAAACAGUAAUCAGCCAGUAUUGAAUACGCCGUUGCUCGAUGAUUCAGAAACAAUUUACAUUUCUGAAGACGAUGAUGAUGAAGAAACGCUUGAAGAUUCAAAACGGUGGUUCAAAAAAUUGUCUCAAAGAAGCUCUCCUCUCAGAGGAAAAGUGCAAAUAAAUAAGGCACAAUCUAUAAGACCUGCCUUAACUCUAGAGACUGCUGGUAUAAAAUCAACUACCAAGACACAAACUGCAACACCAAAUGUUCCAUGUCACAAUUCAACUGCAUGCGUUUCAGAGAAAGCCGAGGCUAUCGACAGUGUUCCUCGACCGUCUGAUGUGGCUCUUACGAAUCAGACUGUUGCUCGAUUAGCCAAGAAAAUUAACGUUCCUCUCGAUGAUAACCCAGCCUCAGCCAAACGUAAACGUAGUCUUGAGGAGCGAAUUCAAGAAGGUGAAGAUAACCUAGAUGACUCAUUUUUUGCCGACAUUUUGACUGAAUUUGAAGAUUUAGGAACUAUCGUAGACACUAAGGUUUCAGAGGCGAAGAAAUCAAAAGUGCAGCAAACAGAAGCGACGGAUUCAUCAUACGCUGCAAAUACGGUAGCGAAAUCAACCAGUUUAAAGCCAAGUACAUCUACCCGCCCAAAUGAGAAAAACUCUAACAGUGCCUCAACUGCUUGGACGAAACGUAAGGUGCCCGUGGUGGAGCCACACCACAUUCCAAAACGACGAUCGAGCAUAUACAAUGGUGCAUCAUCCAGUAAAAUUUUGAAGCUUGACAACCGGUCUCCAAUACGGAAAAUAACUAAAAGUAACGAAACUCUGAAGGAAAAAUUAAAAGCCAUAAACUGCAAUAAGUCCCAAUCCGGCGACGAAAGCAGGAAGCAGAACUGCCGAUCGUUUACCAAACCGAAAUGCAAGUUUACUCCAAAGAACCGAGGUGCUUUUCUUGUGCAGGAAUCUCCUUCCCUAAACCAAGCCAAACCAAAUUCAUUGUCAGAUAAAAGUAGGGACAAUAGCCAUAGUAAUAACGUAGACGAUUUCAUCUGCACACAAUCUACCUCGCUUGAAAACUUGCCCGAUUUGGAUAAAAUGAUUGCCGAAUCCGUGCGCAAAGCACCGAAGCUUACUUUUGACAAUGUGGCAAAAGUCAGCAGCGUGGCCAUCAAUGCUCCCGCUUUCAGAAUUCCAAAGCAGCGAUCGGCUCCGCCACCCAAACUCACUCUAACCGACAGUGAAAGUUUCCGAUCAAUUUUAAACAAUAUCAAUUUACCAAGUCCUCCAGCGCAAGUCGAUCGUGCGGUAAAUAGUCUUACCAAUGGCUCUACUAGUCCUUCAAACAAAUUAAGGUCUAUUUUAAAAUCCAACAAUUAUGCAAAGCAUCCGAAAGAAGCUAAACGAGUGAACUGGAACAAUAUACUCACAGAUACCCGAGUGUUCGAAAUUGACGAAGGAAACGAAAUGUUCGUGCAAACAAGAGAUUACAAGGAGAAUUAUUAUAACUGUCAUCAAAUGACUCAAGCCUGCCUAAAUGAUAUUUUACUGCAGAUUACCAGCUGGAAUCCUGAAUGGUUCGACAAUCCCGCUGAAGCCAAAGUGUGCGAAACAAGAGUUCUACCAAUGGUGGAGGAGUAUCGCGAUUUUGAAGAGUACAAGCGAAUUGUGGUGCCAAUACUGAAAGUGGAACUGUUUCAUGAUAUAUUAGCUCAAUAUGAGCAAAUACGAAAAACUGACCAGCAGCCGCUGCAGAUGAAAUUGAAUCAGAUUAGGGCUCAAAGUCGAGUGUUUGUGCUUAACUGUAGCGUUGAAAUCAGUUCCCAUCAGAGCAUUAAUAAAAAGGAUUAUGUACUGAUAAUUUUUAGAGACAAAACCAGCGGAGAAACAUUACGCGUGCCGGCAGUCGUAACUACACGACGUCAGUUGGUUCAGUACGUAGCUGAAAAUGGAGUUAAAUUCUUUCAUUGCACUCUAGAAACUGCCAAAACUGAACUGUCACAGCGCAUUCGCGGUGGCUUCGGUGAAAGUUUUCGAAUAAUGUCUCUCACUCAAAUUAAUAUGCACCUUCGACAGUUUCAAGCUCUUGUUUACCUGGAAAAUUCGGCGCUGCUGGAAAACGUUCUUUGUCCGAAAAGUAAUUUUUACAGUUACCGUAUUGAUAAGGACGAUCGACGGUUAUACAAGGGAAAGGUAAGUACGGAUUUUCAAAAACGAUACCCUCUAGAGUACGAUCUAAUUACAACACAUAUCCGAAAGGAUUCGCUGAACCUUCAACAAGGAGAUACAUUGCUAAGUGUGUUUCAUCAAUGCCUCGACAUGAACCAGCCACACAUCAUGCUCAUUCAGGGACCACCAGGCACGGGAAAAUCACGACUGAUCAGCAAUCUUGUAAUGCAGCUGCACCGUAGUUUUCCGAUAAAUAAGAAGCUAAAGAUCCUCGUUUGCACUCAGUCGAAUACUGCUGUAGAUGUAAUUGUACUAAAAUUGAUCAAAUUGUUCCGACUUUUGAGUAAAGAAGAACAAGCAAAUGUACUGCGAACGGGAGCCGCUAACAAGAUUAACCAUGAAUGCAAGAUAGUAUUUUUAGAUGAACUCGCCAAAAAGCGCGUAAACACGGACAUUAAACACAGGAGGCUUCGAAAAGAGAAUCCAAGCCUUGAGACGUAUCUCGUAGAGCGUGAAAAUUUAGAGCGGAGACUAAAAUAUCUCUUACACCAAGCUACCAUGCAAAAAAAUGCAAACAAACAGGCCGAAAUCAAAGAGAUACAGGAAAAACUAAAUCGUAUCCAGAAAUUACUUCCCGCCGACGUAGAUAAUAUUGACGAGCAUGACGAUAACCGACGCGAUUUGGAAAAAUUGGCGAAAAAAGAACUUGUAACUAUGGCAGACAUUGUUUGCACUACGUUGGGUAGCUGUGGCGGUUUGACGGAGUACAGCAGAUCGCUACGAUUUGACGUGUGCAUUAUUGACGAGGCGACGCAAUGCACGGAAAUAGCUUCAUUUUCUCCUUUGCAGUAUAAUAUUCGAAAGUUAAUCUUAGUUGGAGAUCCCAAACAACUGCCACCCCUGGUUUUUGGCAAAGAAGCAGCCGAAGCGGGUUUAAAAAAUUCUCUAUUUUCGAGGAUUCAAAACUCUUUUAUUGGCACACAGUUCGAGGGAGUAAAAGUGCUCACUAAGCAGUAUCGCAUGCAUCCAGAGAUUUUAAAAUGGCCGAAUGAGUUCUUCUAUGAAGGCAAACUAACUAGCGAUUUACAAUCAACCAAAUGUGACGAAUUCCCUUUUAAACCCUACACCGUCUUCAGCUUAGAAUACCAACAAAAUCAAACUCAAUCGGAACAUCAGAUCUAUAACGAUGAGGAAAUUAAGUUUGUGCUGAAACUGCUGUCUGAAAUUAUGAAGUUUUGUGAACGCCAUACGUCGAUCGCUAUUAUUACUCCAUACACUCGACAUAAAAAAGAAAUCGAGAAAGAUCUUCGUUCGCGAAGGAUCACCCAGGUAUCGGUAUUGUCCAUCGACUCCGUGCAAGGACAGGAGUACGAUGUUGUAAUUAUUUCGUUAGCUCGGUCUUUAGGUAUGGGCUUCCUAGACAGUCCUCAGCGGUUAAACGUAGCGCUUACGAGGGCCAGAAAAUGCCUUAUUUUAUGUGGUAACUUUGCCGAUCUACAGGCUAUAGAACUGUGGUCGGCGUUGCUUAAAGAUGCUGAGGAUCGCAAGUUGCUGUUCAAUAUUGAAGACAACGAUGAGUAUAGCGACGUUGAUACUUUUGUAGAAAGAGUGAUGCAGUAUUUACGCAAACCUCCGGUUUAAUGUUAAUGGGCAUUAUUAUGAGGGAUGAAUACUUAUAGUGAGAUCAUUGAUUUCACAGUUGUACAUAGUUGUUACUUAAUGGGUUGUAAAGUAAGCUUAGAUUUAUCAUAUUAUGAAAUAUUUUAUGCGUGUCAGUACGCAGCGUCAAUUAGUCUAUUGAGUUCAGUACUACUUGUUCUAAAUUUCUAACGAAAGUGUAUUUUGGAUUAUUAUUGUCUCUGAAAGCAAAAAUGAUGGAUCAGAUAUGCUUACUUCAUGAUUUUUUUGUU